CUAUACCAUUAUCUCUAAGUUCUCAACUGGCGCUCAUCGCUCUUUCAUCUUCUUCAAUAAUUCAGUGAACUCAAAGCUCUGCAGAAGUAAAGGUCCUCGAGAAAAUGGCAGAGGAAGAGCCCAAGAAGGUGGAACCCGAGUCGCCUCAACCUCAACAUCCCCCACCCGAAUCCGAACCCGAAACCGCACCCGUUGAAGAGAAGUCAGUCGUACCUUUACCUCUUCCUCCUCCUGCUGCUGCUGCUGAAGACAAAGCAGAUGAUACCAAAGCUCUUGCUGUUGUUGAAAAGCCUAUUGAGACCCCAGUGGUGAAAAGUAAAGACGGUUCUGGUAAUCGAGAUGUUGAGCUUGCACGAGUUGAGACAGAUAAGAAGUUGUCUUUGAUUAGAGCAUGGGAAGAAAAUGAGAAAUCAAAGGCAGAAAACAAUAGUACGUUCGAAAGAGGUAGAAAAUUGCAUGCUAAAGUCCCACGUCGAUCACUAAACAGAGCUCAGAAGAAGUUCUCUACAAUUGGAGCAUGGGAGAACAGCAAGAAAGCUUCCAUUGGGUCUGACCUAAAAAAUUUUGAGGAAAAAAUGGAAAAGAAGAAAGCAGAAUAUGCAGAGACAAUGAAGAACAAGAUUGCUUCGGUCCACAAGCUCGCUGAAGAAAAGAGGGCGAUUGUGGAAGCCAAGAAAGGGGAAGAUCUCCUGAAGGCAGAGGAGAUGGCUGCUAAGUAUCGCGCAAGCGGACUUGUUCCGAAGAAGCUGCUCCUCUGCUUUGGAGGCUGAAAUAUCCAUUCUGGGGAAAUGAAAGUCUUCCAAAAUCUACAUGUUCCAGCUCGGUUUGUGUCCAUCUUCUUGCAGUGUGCUUUAAAGUGGAUAAAUAGCCAUUGUUCUUUGAACUUCUUGCUGUUCAUAUCUAUAGUUCUCAAGUGAAUCUGUUGUUUUCUUCUGGAACAUGUAAAGAAAUCUUGUAUAGCAGUUAUGUAUAGCUCAUCUGAAGAUAUUUGUGGUGGUAUCAAGUUUGCAUAGGUCGUGUGACAUGUAAGAGUGUUUCCCAAAGGGUAUGACUUUGAAUGAAUGGUUUAAAUUAUCCAUA
Eucalyptus grandis is the source of this 1080-nucleotide messenger RNA. RefSeq names its product remorin. Lineage: Eukaryota; Viridiplantae; Streptophyta; Magnoliopsida; Myrtales; Myrtaceae. The coding region runs from base 105 to 770 and encodes 221 amino acids. The record is from RefSeq and is a predicted model, not a curated record. The transcript is spliced from 5 exons.